CACACACCUCUAGACUCUGGCUAGUCUUCCCUCAGGGAUUCUAUAUAUAUUCCAGGGACCACUUCAGCGGCCUAUUGUUCCUCAGAGUAACCUUACAGACAGAUGCCCUGCAUCACAGUGUGGGAGAGAGCCCAGAAAGUCAGGAGGAGGGAGACAGAGCCCCCAGACAAUAAGGACGAGGAAACUCUACAGACCGGCCCGGUCUCCAUCACAUCUGCAUCCUCUUCAUUCAUUCUGCAGCAAUCCCAUUUGUCCACCUGCUGUCAAAGUGGAGCGGGGGUCUGAUGGUGUAACAUGAUGCUGCCGCUCUUCAUCUCACUGCUGCUAAUGGGGCUGGAGUGUUUGCAGGGAGCCCCAACAGGUAGAGAAGGCUACAGGAUGCCCCAGAGCGCUCUCAGAGCUCUGUCUGAUCGGGGUACAGUUGUCCUGGAAGCUGCCAUGACGAGCGCCCUGUCUGCUCUGGAUCGUGCUUCAGCAGAAAGAAGCCAGACUGAGGCAGGAUGUCGAGGCUGUGCUCCCUGUCUGUUUCAGAACUGUGGACAGCUGUCAGGGUCCUGUUCAUCCCCCUCUAGUGCCUCGUCGGAGCCCAGCUGUGAGGUGAUCAGCAAGGCUCAGAAGCUUCAGGGUGAGGCCGAGCGGAGCUGGGCUCUGAGUCAGGCCUGUGGGUACUACCAGCAUCGCUGUCUGCCAGGUGAGCUCAACACUGAGAGCUGCAUCAGGAUCAUGGGGGAGAGCUGCAGUGCCCGUGUCCUCCAGUGCAGCCUGCUUCACACAAUGCAGAACCUUGAACCUGACAUGCAGUCGCAUGCACAAGCAGUGUGCGGUCAGAGGUCAUCCAGAGUGCAGAACAACACACAGCCACGCUCAAGGAUAGUGGGUGGCUCCCCUGCACCUCUGGGCAGCUGGCCCUGGCUGGUCAACCUGCAGCUAAAUGGUGAGCUAAUGUGUGGAGGGGUCUUGGUGGACAGCUCCUGGGUAGUGACCGCAGCACAUUGCUUUGCUGGCAGCCGCAGCGAGAGCUUCUGGACAGCUGUGGUAGGAGAGUUUGACAUUACCAAGAAAGACCCGGAUGAGCAGGUUCUCAAAGUGAACCGCGUCAUCCAGCACCCUAAGUUCAAUCCAAAGACUUUCAACAAUGACAUAGCCCUGGUGGAGCUGACAUCCCCUGCGGUCCUUUCUGAACAUGUGACACCGGUAUGUCUUCCUUCGGGUGUGGACCCCCCAACAGGCAGCCCAUGUCUUGUGGCAGGCUGGGGAUCUCUCUAUGAAGAUGGGCCUUCUGCUGAUGUGGUGAUGGAGGCCAAAGUCCCCCUGCUUCCUCAGAGCACCUGUAAGAGCGCUCUCGGCAAAGAUCUGGUCACCAACACCAUGCUUUGUGCCGGCUAUCUCUCUGGAGGCAUAGACUCCUGUCAGGGGGACUCUGGAGGCCCCCUAAUCUAUCAGGACCGAAUUUCAGGUCGCUUCCAGCUCUUUGGUGUCACCUCCUGGGGGGAUGGCUGUGGAGAGAAAGGAAAACCUGGAGUUUACACACGUGUGUCUGCUUUCUCUGACUGGGUUCAGGCCGAGAUACAGAAGUCAAUAGGGAGCAGGGAACCAACAUGCCCAGAACUCCUGAAAACAACAGAUAUGACAGAGGAAGAGCAGAGGUCUGAGUUUAACUCUCUCUGUCAUUUCUACACCCUGACCUGUCCUCCCAGUCAGUCUGCUGGUGCUUGCAGUCGAAUGGCUGAGGACAAAUGCCUCACCCGCUUCAAGAAGUGCCAGUUGCGUUCAUUCCUGCAAACCCUGUUGGACUUGCUCCAGAGGGCUGAAGACUACAUCAGGGACAAAAUGGACCUGACUUUCUUUACUCAGACUCUCCCACAGCUUGUGGAGCACAUCUACAGUGCAGCUUUUACCCACAACAGAGAAAGGAGGGACCUCGGCUUGAACCAUGGUCUCAGUCAGAUUAAAGAACAGCUAGGGGGAGCUGUGAUACCAGCAGCGCAGGAUCCGCCUCAUGCUCCACCAUCUUUAUUUAGACAGGUGGGUCCUUCAGUGGAUGAGUGGGAGGAAUACCUGAGAAACAUGGCUGAUGAGAUGGACAAACAGCACCAGACUGGAAUGACAGACACUUCCUCCACACCAAAAAGUGAUGAAGAAAAUAUUUUUCUACAGACACAGGAUUCUUGGGUGCAACAACUGGCUGGACAAUUUCAGUCUCUUAUUUCUGGCCUUCACUCAAAACUGGGCUCCAGAGCAGCUCUUCCUCUUCUGCACUUGGACUCAGUCUAUCCUGAUGAAGACUCUCCUUACAGUCUUUCUUCAACCAUAGCACUGGGCCACACUGCUCCAUCAUCCUCACCCCAAAAAUCCAGGGAGCCCUGGUCACUUCUGUCAGUGUUGAUGGAUGAACUCAAGGGGAUAGGAGCAAAAGAUGAGACUGUGAAUGAUGGCUCUUCACACAGUGAAGCUUUCUUCAGGGGAGCAGUUUCUCCUGGGUGGAGCGCCACAUCAGAGGAUUUCACAUUUGAUGACAUCGGGGAUGGAGGAGAAUUAAAACCUUCUGCAGCACCACUGCUGGACGUGUUGACAUCUGCCGUCAGGAAAGUGGAGUUUGCUCACACAGAAACUUCUGACCUCAAGCGUGAUGGAACAUCAUUGGGUCUUCAAAGAAAACCCAGAAGUGUUCUUCAGAAGAGGCAGAUCCCUGCUACCAGUGAGAAAAUUUGUCCUGGAUUGACAGAGUCUUCACGACAAGUUAGCCAAAUCCAAGAGACGUACAACUGGAUCCUAAACAUACCAAACAACAAUCUGCAGAUGAGCUUCCAAGAGGUUUUAGUCGAUUUGACCUCCAAAAAUGAUCGAGGACUUUACCAGGCACGGAUCAGAGCUGUGGUGGCAGGACGACCCUUGACCUUCUACAGUCUUGUGGGUCUUGAGAAUGAGUCGUUUUACCGCAGCGUGCCGAGGAUCAUCGCCGUGGCUCUAGACACUCUGAAGACUUAACCUGGAUUACCAGGAAGGAAUUGAAAAGAUAAGAGUGGUCAUCAGCAGAAGAUGCUCGUCAAGCGCACACCUCCGAAUAUUCCUACUGUCUUCAGCAAAAGCCAUUAUUUUGACUUGUAGAGCCUGACUUUGACUCUCCAUGCAAACAUGAAUGUACCUGUUUCAUUGGUGACAACAUCCAGUUCUACUUUGCAACAUUUAUUGCCUUUCUGAUAAAGAUGUGCUAAACCCUUAAAGUAAAUUAACUUUUAUUACUUCAACAAAAUUGCAAACAAAUGUAUUCAAUUCGGUGCCUAAUCUCAGUUCUUUUAAAGUAAGGGGAAGAUAAUUCUCGUGAGUAGAACAAUGAUCUUUAACAGCACAGGUUUUCUUUAAAGUUUAGUUAUCAGGAUCAUUAUUUACCACAGAAAAUGACUUUUCUCUGAUUAUUUGACCACAUGUUUUCAAACAAUAUUGUGUUAACCAAUUGAAAACAAUUUCCAGUUCAUUGGUGCACCACUUCAAGUCUUUUAUUAUAUCGAUUGGGUAUUUCAAAGAGUGAUGUGGUUUCCAGAAAAUCUUCAGAAAGGAAAAAGGUCCAAGUGAAACAAAGCAUGACUUUAAAAAAGAUCAGUUAAAUUUACUUUAAAGAAUUGCUGUAAGCCUCUCUUCCGAUACAUUGGCUGGAGAUCGGCACCAACACUCCUCCGACCCCACUAGGGACAAGGGUGUUAGAAAAUGGAUGGAUGGAUGG
Gambusia affinis (western mosquitofish) is the source of this 3721-nucleotide messenger RNA. RefSeq names its product serine protease 56 (gene prss56). Gene Ontology annotation, molecular function: serine-type endopeptidase activity. The transcript is spliced from 15 exons. The coding region runs from base 295 to 2988 and encodes 897 amino acids. The record is from RefSeq and is a predicted model, not a curated record. Lineage: Eukaryota; Metazoa; Chordata; Actinopteri; Cyprinodontiformes; Poeciliidae. Gene Ontology annotation, biological process: proteolysis.